Molecule: messenger RNA, 6081 nt
Organism: Cottoperca gobio
Lineage: Eukaryota; Metazoa; Chordata; Actinopteri; Perciformes; Bovichtidae
Gene: lrrc8aa
Product: leucine rich repeat containing 8 VRAC subunit Aa
Cellular component (GO): cytoplasm
Molecular function (GO): protein binding
Source: RefSeq, a predicted model, not a curated record
GCAGAAGAACUAAUUGCUUCUCUGGGACAAAGAAAGUUCUUGAAUUUGAACUUGAUUUCUGAAAAUAGUUGCGGAUUAAUUUCCUGUUAAUCGACUGAAGUGUUUCAGCUUCAGCUCAGAGGCAACCCUACAGCAUAUAAACCAUCAUGAUUCCCAUCACAGAGCUCCGGUACUUUGCUGACACCCAGCCAGCGUACCGUAUCCUGAAGCCAUGGUGGGACGUUUUCACCGACUACAUCUCGGUGGUCAUGCUGAUGAUCGCGGUGUUCGGUGGUACGCUGCAGGUCACGCAGGACAAGAUGAUCUGCCUGCCUUGCAAGUGGGUGGUCAACAAGUCCUGCGAGACCAUGCCCGUCCCAAACGUGAGCGCCGCCGACGCACCGGAACCCAAAGGCAUUCAGUAUGACCUCGACCGCCAUCAGUACAACUACGUCGAUGCCGUCUGUUACGAGAACAAACUGCACUGGUUUGCCAAAUAUUUCCCCUAUCUGGUGCUACUCCACACCCUCAUCUUCCUGGCCUGCAGCAACUUCUGGUUCAAGUUCCCCCGCACAAGCUCUAAACUGGAGCACUUUGUCUCCAUCCUCCUCAAGUGCUUUGACUCACCGUGGACAACGAGGGCUUUGUCUGAGACCGUGGUGGAGGAGAGCGACUCCAAGCCUCACGGGAAAAUGAACGGGUCGAUGGAUAAGAAGGCGUCAUGCAUGAGCGAGGACGUCGAGGCCAGCGUGCCCAUGCUCCAACGAACAAAGUCCAGAAUUGAACAAGGAAUUGUAGACCGCUCUGAAACUGGGGUUUUAGAUAAAAAGGAAGGGGAGCAGGCCAAGGCUCUCUUUGAGAAGGUGAAGAAGUUCAGGAUCCACGUGGAGGAGGGCGACAUCGUGUACAGCCUUUACCAACGGCAGACCAUCAUCAAAGUAAUCAAGUUUAUACUGAUUAUUAGCUACACGGCCUACUAUGUGCGCUACAUCAGGUUCAGUGUGGUGUGCACCGUGAACAUCGAGAAACUGACCGGGUACAGCACGUUCUACUGUGCACACCCGUUAGCAACUCUUUUCAAGAUUUUGGCCUGUUUCUACAUCAGCCUGGUGGUGGUGUACGGUCUUAUCUGCAUGUACACUCUUUGUUGGAUGCUCAGCCGCUCCCUCAAAAGAUACUCCUUUGAAUCAAUCCGCGAAGAAAGCAGCUACAGAGACAUCCCCGACUUGAAGAACGACUUUGCCUUCAUGCUCCACAUGAUAGAUCAGUAUGACCCUCUCUACUCCAAGCGCUUCGCUGUCUUUCUGUCCGAGGUGAGCGAGAACAAGCUGAGGCAGCUGAACCUCAACAAUGAGUGGACGCUGGACAAGCUGAGGCAGCGCAUCACCAAGAACUCUCAGGAGAAGCUGGAGCUGCACCUCUUCAUGCUCAGUGGGAUCCCUGACACGGUAUUUGAUCUGGUUGAGCUGGAAGUGCUGAAGCUGGAGCUGAUCCCCGAUGUAACUAUCCCGCCAAUCAUCGCCCAGCUCACCAACCUCAGGGAGAUGUGGCUCUAUCACACACCCGCUAAAAUUGAGGCUCCGGCUCUGGCUUUCCUGCGAGAGAACCUGAAGUCUCUUCACAUCAAGUUCACAGACAUCAAAGAGAUCCCCCUGUGGAUCUACAGCCUGAAGAACCUCAGCGAGCUGCACCUAACCGGGAACCUGAGCGCUGAAAACAAUCGUUACAUUGUCAUCGAUGGGCUUCGCGAGCUCAAAAGGCUCAAAGUGCUGCGUCUGAAGAGCAACCUGACCAAGCUGCCGCAGGUGGUGACGGAUGUGGGCGUGCACCUCCAGAAGCUCUCCAUCAAUAACGAGGGAACCAAGCUGAUGGUGCUCAACAGCCUGAAGAAAAUGGUCAACCUGACGGAGCUGGAGCUUGUUCGCUGCGACCUUGAACGCAUCCCACACUCCAUCUUUAGUUUGCACAACCUGCAGGAGAUCGACCUGAAGGACAACAAUCUGAAGACGAUAGAGGAGAUCAUCAGCUUCCAGCACCUGCACCGGCUCGUGUGCCUGAAGCUAUGGUACAACCAGAUCGCCUACAUUCCAAUUCAGAUCGGCACUCUCACCCACAUGGAGAGGCUGUAUCUGAACAGGAACAAGAUCGAGAAAAUCCCCAGCCAGCUAUUUUUCUGCCGAAAGCUGCGCUUCUUAGACCUGAGUCACAACAACCUGACCAGCAUCCACGCCGACGUCGGCUUCCUGCAGAACCUGCAGUACUUCGCUGUGACAGCAAACCGGAUCGAGACUUUGCCCCCAGAGCUGUUCAAGUGCAAGAAGCUUCGCACUCUGAAUCUGGGAAGCAACUGCCUGCAGACGCUGCCGUCACGCUUCGGGGAACUCACCGGAUUGACCCAGCUGGAGCUGAGAGGGAACCGCCUCGAGUGUCUCCCCGUGGAGCUGGGCGAGUGUCGGCUGCUGAAGAGGAGCAGUCUGGUGGUGGAGGAAGACCUGUUCAACACGCUGCCACCAGAAGUCAAAGAGCUGCUGUGGAGGGCCGAUAAGGAGCCAGCGUGAGCAAAAGCUGCAGAGGAGAGAAGUUUGAUUUCUUUUUUUCUUUUAUAAUCAAGCACUGAUUUGAGUUUGUGAAGGCAGGAGAACAUUGAGAAGUGUGCAGCAGUCAGCCAUGUUGUUCGGGGGGUUAAGCUGCAAGCAGGUGAUGUUGAUGCAUGCAAGAAACGUUGCACGAUUCAGCCUUGCCACUGAGCUACAUGUGCUCCCCAGUAUCACAGAUUGAACGUGCUCACAGCAGCCGGACCUUCCUCUGGCCUUCAGACUCAACAUUUUACUUUGUACAUUUUUACAACCACAUUAACAGUUUCGGCGUCUUGAGGCUCUAAAGCGGCACGUGUUGGUAAAUGAUUUACAGUUCGACUGACAGCCAAUUAGUUGAGGCACGAAGGUUUUCUUCUUCAGGCGCUCAAACGUACGCCCAACGUGCUCGGAGGCUCUUUUUAUGUGUACAAAAUGACUGUGAGGAAGAUCGACAGAUCGCCCCACAGGCCUUAACUCGGAGGACCGAUGAAUCGACAUCAAAGACAACGAAAGGGAACAAACUCUACAGUACAAUGUCUAAAUACCCUGCAGCUGUUAAUUUAUAACGCCGGCCUGUGUGGCUGCGGGGGAGAAACGCCCCAUUCUCCUUGGACUCUUCAUUUUGCUUCUCGAUACAAUCAUGUCUUAUUUAGCAAUGCAAGUUAUUAGUUUGCAUGACUGCACACACUGCUGUGUCUUCUUAAAGUGUGUUAGGUUGAGUGUGAUUGGACCCGUUGAAAGAAACAUCAUCUGGCACUUUAAAACGCUACCACACGUUGGUAUUGAUUCCAGACGUGAUCAGAAUCCACAGCCAUUGAUUUGUUGUUUUGUUGUAAGUCUUUAUUUUAAGCUGCUUGUGGAACCUGUAGUCAAAGAUCUUUAAGUGAAUUUAGUUUGAUUGACAGCUGCUAAAUGUUGCGUCACUGACUGGAUUGUAAUAACAAGGUGUCCCCCUGCUGACAGGAAGCUGUCACGGGACAGUUCAUCCUAAAAUCAAACAUCCAUAUUUGUGUGUGUUGGAGAUAUCGGCCACGCAGAUGGAAACAUUAAUGGCUCCUCGGCUGAGCUGUAAUGGUAAACUAGCUCCUCCAGGGAUUAGUCUGCAGUAUCUUUAGGGAAGAGUUCCUGCAGAUCCUUAAAAAGUCUUGACCUGUAGUAACCCUGAGAGGGACCGGCCCGGGUCGGGAGUCCUGCAGAGAGACGAUAUCUGCAACACUCGGCUCCUCGCGGCCACACAAAGUAGACAAACAGAAGUAUGUACGAGCAGCGAUCUGUCUCCUUAAAGGAACACGUAUGCAAGCGUGCACGCUGCUCAUCAAAGAGCGUGUAGAGCAAUACAGGAAGCUAGAGUCAUGGUGCUCGUCAUGCUCGCUAUGGUUUUGAAUGAUUAUGACCUCGGCGUAAGAGCUGCUGCAGAUUGCAGCGUCUGAACGAGACGCUCUGACACCAACGUGUUCAUGUCAGAGACCUUUUUCUUUCACAUGUUUACUCCACAGUGAAGUUGAACAUUCAUCAGCGCUUCUGUUUAUCCGUUCAAGAGUGAAGUGAGGACAGUUAGGACAGAGGGAGGGAGAGAAUAUGCAGAAUGUGUGGUUUCCACACACACCGUGCUUCGUGUGCGUGGAACACUUUUCUUGUUAAGACCUCAGAUUUAAUAGCGCUGCCAUGUUAACUCCAGCCAGGCAUCUCGUUGCUAAUUGUAUCUUUUUACAAGCCGUGCGCUCGAUAAUGAUCACACACAUGCUCGUGGCUCGUUGUAAAAUGUAUAGCUUUCAUGCACAUCAGUCAUACGCAGCUUAUUGUUUGCAGCUGUUUCUCUUUGAUUUUAGGCUUUGUUUUUAUUCAAGGGAAGUUUUUCUGUAAUAAUACAAUGGCACCUUUGUUCUUCACAGCGACUGUUGCUUCACUGCGACCCGGCUCGAUCCAAACGCCCUUCUUAGGGGUCAUCAGUAGAUUCUGUUUGAAAGAAGAGCCUCAGUGUUGAAUGUUGUUGACGAGCAGCCAGUUUUAAGGUUGUGAGCAAAGGUCACACAGACUUUUAUCGCAUGUAUUAACUUUUUAAACCACACACAUUGUUUUAAAGGGCACGUCCACCUUCGUUUGUCUGCUCUGGUUUCCUUUCUGUGUUGCCAAAACAAGUUUCUCCCUUAACUCUGCACACGGACCUGUUGGAUGCCAAACAGUGAAUGCACAUCCUGUUCAUCACUCGUCACAUUAAACUGCAAGAAACAACAACUUGUUGUGCGGGAGCUGCACGCAGAGACGUGGGACGACUCGUGCGUCAGUCCAAAGUAAAUCUGAUAUCGUAACACGGCUCAUUUCAGUGGUGCAGUGCAGCUGCUGACACCAAACAUCUCCCUCCUGCAGUGCAGCAGAGGCUCAAACAAUGGCCGUCAGUUAUUGUAUCAAGUGUCUCAUGUGGUGCUCGUUAGACGUCAGAUAGUCGCAGCUAAAUGUGAAGUAUCUUUUACUCUUGAAGUUUCUCUUUCUCAGGGCAUCGCUGGGAAUGUGCUAAAAUGACUUCAUUGAUAUAUUCACACAUCUGUCCUUUGAGCUGUUUCAUGGUCGCUCUACGUCAGCGCCACAUCUGCAGUCAGCAGAAGGUGUUUCAGUCGCCUUUUGUCCUGUUUGCAUUUGUAUUUAUAUCCACAAAUAUGUUUUUUGCUGACCUCCUGAACCAAACAGUCACUUCCCUCUGAGUCACGGGAUGAGCACGUUAGAAACCUGCAGCCAGACUCUUCUCCUGCAUGUCAGCGUCAGUGAAACUGAGGUGAGUCAGAUGUUAGCGGAGCAACAAAAACAGGAAGUUCAAGUGAAACUCUUAUCCUAGCACUUUUAACUAGUAUCCCGUCAGAAUCGUCCUUAAAUAACCUCAAUUAAUGCAUUUAAAGCGCCAGAGAAGCUUUUAAACUUGUGUGUUGCCUCCUGAAUUUAUUUAAAGUACGAAAUAUAAAACAUAGUCUGUAUUUAUGUUACCUUUUUAAGUCGUGUAGUUUGUGUGACAAACCGUGACAAUCUGACAUCCUGAGAGUGGAGGAGAGCUCACACGCGUAGUAUCUGUAAUCUUCCUGCAGUGUGUGUGUGCAGUGUGUGUGCAGUGUGUGUGUGUGCAGUGUGGACACGCACCAUUUCACAUGACUGAAGAGAAACUGCCAUGAUAGCAUUGAUCUAAUCUCUACCUAAUGUAUGAAACGUUUUUUAAAAUACAUGAUUGUAUUGACUGUGUGAUUAAUCCCUCUGGAUCAGGAUGUAUGGAAUCCUUUUCAUCUCGCAGCGUGAGUUUGUCGGUACUGAAGCCACGUCUGAACCCGAGCAGCGGCCGGUGUCUCUCGUGGACUGUGAGCUGGAAGGACGGUAUCACACGUGACGAGGCCUUUAUUCAUUGUUGUCGCCAAGUGGACUGAGCACUGGCUUUUUAAGCGGGACGUCUGUAACGUUGAACAGCUGAACUUUAUUUCCUGAUGUUCAGACUCUACUUUUUGUACCAUUCUGACACCUGAUCAUGAAAUAAACACUUAACACUCAA